Molecule: messenger RNA, 4410 nt
Organism: Spodoptera frugiperda (fall armyworm)
Lineage: Eukaryota; Metazoa; Arthropoda; Insecta; Lepidoptera; Noctuidae
Gene: Tsen54
Exons: 7
Coding region: 125-3271 (1048 amino acids)
Biological process (GO): tRNA-type intron splice site recognition and cleavage
Cellular component (GO): tRNA-intron endonuclease complex
Source: RefSeq, a predicted model, not a curated record
ACGUCAAACCACCGUCAAACAAAAGUGUCAAAAGAAUCUGCCACAAGAUUAUUGGGUUCGGAGUUUUGUUUUCGUUUAUAAAAUUAUAUGAAAAGCUAAGUCAUGAACCUUGUAUAAAUAAAUAAUGGAGAAUACUAGAGUACUGUCGGGAGCAGCUUUAGUAGCGAAAGGUAUUACUAAAAUAGAAGCUUCCCUGCCUGAAAUAGGGUUGAAAGAUGUUGCACCCAAUGGCUCCUGGUUGGAGCAGAAACAAAUACAAGCUGCCUUGGAAGCUAGGAAGUAUUUGAUUGAAGUUGAGAGGAUUGAGAAAUGCGGAGUCCUGAGCCAUGCAAUUUGGCGAGAUGAUCUGAAGCUUGCUGAAGUCACACAGAAGAGUGGUGGACACUGGCAGUACUUAGGUCAUAAUGUUGGCAAAACUUUGUUUCUUAACCCUGAGGAAACACUGUUCUUAAUGGAAACUAACUGUCUACAACUAAAGCACAAUGAAGUCACAGUAUCACUACAAAAAGCAUAUUCUUUAUUACUUGAUUCAACAAAUAGGAUACAAUAUCAGGUGUAUGCAUCACUCAGUAGGGUAGGCUACAAAGUAUUCAGACAUGUAGGUCCUAAAUGGAAUGAUGAAACUCCCCAAGAAGUUAAUAAAGUAAGGGAUCAUGGUAAUGCAACAACCACUAGUCAACUUGAAGAUUCACAAUCUACCAAUGAUAGUAUGUCAGAAGAUACUAGCAAUUCUGAAAAUAAAGAUAUUAAAACAGUUGAUGAUAACACUAAAAAUGUUGAUUCUUUAGGAACUAAUAAAGCAAUAGAAUCAGAUAAUGUUGAUACAUUAGAUAGUGUUCCAAAUAGUUUAACAGUAAAUACAGAAAUUAAAACUGUUGUUCCCAAAGAUGCUAACAUGUCUACAGAAACUAAAUUAACAAAAGUGAAUAGUGGUGAAGUAAGUAAUAAGGUUGUUGAAAUAAGUAAUAAUCCUGUAGUUAGUGAAGAUAGUACUGAGAAAUGUAAUGCUAUAAGCGAAACAGUAGUAGAAAAAGAAUCUCCUAAUAAAAUGGAUGUAGACGAUGAAGUAACAAAGACUGCAAAUGUAAGGACUGAACCUAAUGAAGAGGUUUCUUCUUCAAGUGAUACCAACAUAAAUAGAAUGGAAGUUUCUACUGAACAUGUUACUGCUACUGAUUCUGGAAUUGUUGUAAUGGAAAUCAGCGAUGAAAAAAUUGAAAUCAGCGAUGAAAAAAUUGAAAUCAGCGACGAAAAAAUUGAAAUCAGUGAUGAUAAAAUUGAAAUCAGUGAUGAUAAAAUUGAAAUCAGUGAUGAUAAAAUCAAUGAAGAUACUUCGCCGGUUCAAGUAAAAAAUAGUGCAGGAACUUCCAAUGUAUUAGUGGAUCUUGGAACAGGUAAAAAUAAAGAUGAUAUUAAAGAAAAUGUAUCAAAGAACACAGGCCUAGGGGAUACUAAUUACUUGCAACAAAACAAUUCAGUUUACGUGAGCAAAAUAGACAAAAUGAGCAAAAGGCAAAUGAAGCCUAGCAACUCAGGAAGUAUACAAACAUAUUUCGAGAAUAUUCCUGACCUAUCCAAACAACGCGUGUUUGCCAUCAAUGUCCCUGAUCAAAAGUUCAUCCCGAAAAAUGUAUUUGUAAAUAAAGAAAAUUACGUACUGGAUAUGCAGAAUAUAAAAGCGAGAUCACGACGUUCCGCGUCAUCAGACGCUUCUUAUUCAAGUUCCGACGAAGUCAAUGGAAGGAAUAUAAGGCGCAUUAGAAGCGCCUCUGGAACCGAACUAUCUCAUAAUCAGCAAUUUUACCCCAACAUGCGUUUCCCCAGGUAUCAAUUCAGACCUUACGGUUUCUGGCGCCCGCAAAAUAACAUCAACUUUUACCAAUUAAUGUUUUUCCAAGCACGUUUUCAAUAUAAUCAGAGGCCACCUCCUUUCUCGAGAACUUUUGAUUUUAUCCCUCAUGUAAGUAACGCAAGGAAACGCGGUAGACUCGCUAACAUGGCGCACUUCCAAGCUAUAAGGAAUGCAGCUGUUCGGCUAAAGCAAAGUCUCAUCUCUGGUAUCACGGACAUGCGGAAACUUGAAGAGCUACACAACAUUCUACACUCUUACAACAUGAGAUACAAAGCUAGAUUACGAUUGAGUGAAAAUUUUGAUGUCAUCAAUGAUGAGAAAAUUGUUGAAACAAUAGAGUUAGAUGAUGAUGAAGAAUCAAAAAGUAAAAAACCAAGAUUAGAUGAUGGAGAUGACAAGUUUGAUGAGAAUCUGUACAGACUGAAACAAUUAGCUUUGAGACUGAGAGAUCUGGAAUCAAAGAACAAAGCAACAGCUUCCCACAGGCGAGCAUUAUCCAAAGCGAUCAAAACAUUCAAUCAAUCUUACAAAGCAGAUAUUUACUUAGACAGUAAUAAUUAUGAAAUCAUUGAUAGGAAAUGUAUAACGCUUGAUUCUAGUUCAGAAUCUGAAUGUGUGGUUGAAAAAGCACCAGCACCGAAAAGGAAGAAAUUAAGAAAUCCGUUUAAUAUUUUAAAACGGCGCACUGAGAAGUUAGCAGCCCUUAAUGGCCCAAGCACUAGUCAGGCUGAACAUAGCUUCGAAAUUAGUUUACCAGAGUCUGGAAAAGAAGAAAAUAACAAAUAUAGUGAACAUAUACUUAAAACGUUUAAUGAAAAAUGGCUGCCAAAAGAAGACGAUUUUGGAAGAGCUGAAAUUGUAUCUAAAUUCGAUAUGAACACGCGCCUUUUAAUUAACAGCAAAGAGCAAUACUUACAAGAAUUUAUGAAAGACCAAUUUGGUCAAUAUUCCAACUGGCUAGAGGCCAAAAUAUCCUUUCUUAAGUAUUUAGAAGAAACUAAUAUUGCAAUCAAUAACGAGCGGGAACGAUUAUUAGCCGAAUCAGAUGUAAAUACGGGUUUGAAACCUUUAAUAGAUUUUGAGGACAGUACCGAUAUGUCGAAAGCACUAGAAAAGCUAAGAAUUAUAGAAAAUAAUCGAGACACAGAUUGUGAAACUAGUCUGCAAGUGGAUUUCGACGUAUACAAUAGAGAUGUACAGAAUUAUAGGAAAAGGAAACCACCAAAGCCACAUUUUAGGAUUGUUUGUUUAGAAGAAUCGGCAGGAGUCCCAUCAGCGUCGCAUGUGAUGGCCCUACAUUCAAAAUACAAGGACGAAGUACCAAUCGUAUUUGCAAUAGUUGGCCUAGGAUCGGUCUCCUACAUACAACUCAAUCCUAUAGACUUGCCCAUCUAUGUUCCAAGCAAUGACUUAGUAUAAGCUUAGCAGUAAGUUGUAUAAUAAUAAUAAUAUUUUGUACAAAUGUAAACUAAAAUAUUCAUAUAAAUUGUAUCAUAAUGUGAUUGCUUUUCUUAACGUUUAUGCUUCCAUAAAAAUGUGUAGCAGUUUCUCGUAAAGACUUCAUUAAACUUUUUUGUGUAAAACUCCAAAAUAUUUUAAAGAGUAUUUAACUUACUUGAUCCAUACCAAACAUGGUUGAAUUUAAAAUAAACUAAAACUGAAUGUAAGAAGUGUGACUUGUUACAUGUUUCUGUAAUGUUUUUUUUAAUCAUGUCAAAGCUCUAAUUUUAUAGUAACUAAUAACAAUCUAUUAGUGUUGAUGAUGAAAUAUGUUUAAUACAAGAACAAAGGUUGGUGUCGAGUAGUUCCACUAGGUCUGAUGGUCCAGUACGAGAUCGAAAUGAGAGUGCGUUCAGUACUAUGAUUGGUUGGUCCAUUCGCACCGGCCAAUCAUAACAUCGAACGCGCUUUCGUGUAGGUUUCGUUCAAAGUAAAGCAAACUUAUACUAAGGGUUCAAAUUUCAAUGAAAUCAAACAUGAAUGAAGUCUAGACAACGGAGCCCCACUGUACACCGCUAUAAACUCAACUUUUCUUUCUUUUGACUUUGUUUCGCUCCUAUUCUAAGCUACAGGGUUUAAUAGAACCGAACUAAUGCUCCUAUGUUCUGUAACUUGAGUUGACAAAAAAAUCUAAUCUAAUCUAUUUUCUACUUUUACUCGCACUCCAAAACCAGUAUCAAAAACUAGUUUUCACGUAAAUAUUGUAUUUGAUCAGAUUACUAUGUUUAUGGUACUUUAAUCUGCAAUAUGUAAUUUAUCGGGAUUAAUAUCGGAGCCCCACUAAAAUACUCACGCCCGAAUACUCAAACACUACACAAUUUUAGGUUGUACUUAAAUAUCGUGCUAUCUCUGUCAUUUUACAAAGAAUUGAUAGUGACAGUACUACAUUUGAGAGCGUCUUAAAAUUGAGUAGCGUUUGAGUAUUCGGGCAUAAGUCUCUUUGGCUACAGCAGGGUAGAUGUGAUAAGGCAAAGUGGAACUACUUGGACUUUCAUUAAAUUCAAACAAUGUAAAGGAUGUACCUAAUUUAUUCAAAGUAAAACAUCAUUUAAUUGCAA